AUGCUGACUGUGCUGUUCAGCUCCACCGGGCAAGAGCUCAAGCGCUUCCCGCAGGGCGAGGGGGUGGCAAUUUCCGUCGAGGAUUUGCUCGGAGCUGCCUAUGUCUCCGGUGAUGAAGCGCUAGGCCUUGACGUGCCCUACACUCGCGCCGAUGCAGAAGUGACGGGCUUGACACCGCGCGUGACCGGCUUGGCAAUUACCAUCGAUGUUUGGGCCACCUCUGGCGGAGAGUGCGAGUUGCACCACACGUUGCAGACUGAGAAGACGCUGAAGGUCUCAGUCGAUCAUGCUGGCCCUCUCGCCUGCAUCUCUGUCCAUGCUGACCGGUAUUGGGUGACGCAGUCGGUAGAGCAGCCUUUGGGGACAGAUGGUACUCUCAGGGUGGAGGACUCCCGGGGAAUCCAUGUGAGCUUCCGGAAGUCGGGCUCCUUCUACUUCCUCGAGGAGCAGGCCUUGCUUCGAAGUCUCUCAGCGCUUCUGCUCUGGAUACAGUUUCCAGUCCUCAUAACCUACUGGUUCUGCAUUCUUUUCCUGGGCACUCUCUCCAGCAUUUACAUGGCUGUGGUUCAUCAGGCUUGUCGGGAUCCGGCGCUGUCUUUUGCUUUCGGCGGAGUGGAGGCUUCGAUGUAG
Messenger RNA from Symbiodinium sp. CCMP2456, 630 nucleotides. The record is from the annotation of a GenBank genome assembly. Lineage: Eukaryota; Dinophyceae; Suessiales; Symbiodiniaceae.